This is a messenger RNA of Aspergillus nomiae NRRL 13137, 1219 nucleotides long. Its product is annotated as nicotinate-nucleotide diphosphorylase (carboxylating). NCBI's taxonomy places the organism in Eukaryota, Fungi, Ascomycota, Eurotiomycetes, Eurotiales, Aspergillaceae. Gene Ontology annotation, biological process: quinolinate catabolic process; NAD+ biosynthetic process. The record is from RefSeq and is a predicted model, not a curated record. The transcript is spliced from 3 exons. Gene Ontology annotation, molecular function: nicotinate-nucleotide diphosphorylase (carboxylating) activity. Gene Ontology annotation, cellular component: cytoplasm. Bases 59 to 997 code for a protein of 312 amino acids.
AGAGAUCCAUAGUCUAUCUCAAUAAACAUCCGCUUUUCAGGAAGACGCACACAAAACAAUGGCUUCUACUUAUGGGGACCUCCGUCACUUGCUUCCUAGCAGCUACAAACGCCUGAUUACCUCCUGGCUCGAAGAGGACUGUCCCAGUUUUGACUAUGGCGGUUUCGUCGUUGGGGAGUCAGACGGCGAGGCAAGGUUGUUGGGGAAAGCUAAGGGAGUCGUGGCAGGCGUCCCCUUCGUCGAUGAGGUUUUCGCCCAGUUAGGAUGCACCGUCGAAUGGCACGUCCAAGAAGGCGAGCCUAUCGAACCCAUCAAACAUUGCGCCACCGUGCGCGGGCCCAUCCGCAAGAUCCUCCUCGGAGAACGUGUCGCCCUCAAUAUCCUCGCCCGGUGCUCCGGUAUCGCAACAAAAAGUGCCUCGUUAGUAGCUGCUCUCCGCGCCCACGGAUGGGGUGGAACACUUGCCGGCACCCGUAAAACCACGCCUGGAUUCCGCGUCGUUGAAAAGUAUGGAAUCCUUGUUGGAGGCGCCGAUCCACACCGCCAUGACCUCAGUUCGAUGACAAUGCUGAAGGAUAACCACGUCUGGGCUUGUGCAAAUAACAGUGCGGCUAAGGAUGGGGCGGGUCCUGCUUCGACCGAGUCCGUCGCGGCUGCUAUACCUCGGGCGGUUCAUGCAGCUAAGGUGGCUGGUGGCUUUGCGACUAAGGUAGAGGUUGAAUGCCGAAGUGUCGAGGAGGCGAAUGCGGCUAUUGAGGCCGGGGCGGAUGUGAUCAUGUUGGAUAAUUUCACUCCGGAUGGUGUUCGCGAAGCAGCUAAGCAACUUAAGCAAGAUUGGGCCGGCAAGAAGCAAUCCUUCCUCAUUGAAGUAAGUGGUGGGUUGAACGAGUCCAACGCUGCUUCAUAUGCCUGCUCGGACGUCGACAUUAUUUCCACUAGCUCGAUUCACCAGGGUGUCGGAAUUGUGGACUUCUCUCUCAAGGUUUCGCUGCGGUGAACACCGUGAUUGAGGUUUGGACACGCGGUAAGUAAAAUAGCUGAUUGACGACGCCAUGUGUAGAUGUGAAUAGAUAAAACCAUGUAUUUAUGUACUUUGUCCGCACGUUCCCACUUGACCAAAAGCCAACACUGGCGGUUGGUCUAGCCUUCCAUGUGAUACAAUAUACCCGAUACACACAGACACAAUGCUUGUACCUAUCCGCCCUACUAUGCAAGGCAC